CUAUUCUUUCCAACUAAACAUCCUUGUUUUCAAUCACCCUUUCAUACACAACCACCAAAAAACAAAACAAAAACUAAAAUAUCUUUUUGUGAAAUUCAAUGGGGUUUUUGUGAACUAAAAUUUUGUUAAAUUCUUCGGUAUAGUUAAUGCAAGUCAGAAUUUGUCAAAUGAGCUGAAAAUGUACGGUGAAAGUGACUCCUCGAACGCAAUUGCAAGAGAUAUGAACUCGUUGUUACAUACGUCUACGUUUAAGCAUCCUUCGAAUAUCAAGGAAUUGAUUUCUUCGGAUCUGUAUUCGAAUAUUAAUCAUGAUAAUAAUCAUAAUUACAAUCAGAGCCAAAACCAAAACCAGAACCAGAACCAGAACCAGAGCCACAAUCAGAAUCAAAACGAUCAACUUCCUAGCCUAGGAAGACAAACUCAAACCUCAUUAAUGCGUUACCGCUCUGCUCCUAGCGCAUUCUACGCAAAUCUACUAGACGAAAGCGGAUGCGACGACUUUCUUGCUUCCGACGCCUCAAAUCACGAGCCAGAAGACAAGAUCUUUUUCAAACAACAACAACCACCACCGCCACUUUACCAACAACAGCUCCAUCCAAAUUCACACGAACUUUCACGAUAUCCACAAUCGCCAACAUCUAUGAAAAUCGAAACAAACGUAGAAUCGGGAAUUCAUAAGGCAGAUUACGCGACCCCGGUGUCUACGAUAACCAUGUACAAUGGUAAUUCGUAUCAACAAGGAUCACAUUUAUCACAAAACAAUCAUAACAAUAUUUAUAAUAAUCAUAAUAAUGAUAAUAAUAAUAAUGAUCAGCUAGGCAGUUCAUCUACAUUUAGAUCCAUAAAUUCAACAAGUUCGAAUCUCGUUAGACAAAGUAGCUCUCCAGCUGGAUUUUUGUCCUCGUUGAAUACCGAAAUUAAUGGUUUUGCAGCCAUGAGAGGUGCGGAAAAUAAAAUGAAUUCAUCAAGUAGACUGAGUAAUCAUAUAGAUUUCACAUCAGAGCCUACUUCAUCCCCAAUGCUCUUGCCUCAAAUUCCCGAAAACAGAAAUGAGAUUAGUGAUUCAACAUUUGGGAACUUGAAAAGGACUAGAGAGGGUGGUUCAAAAGUUUUACAAAGACAGAAUGGAAUAUCUGGACAUUAUACUCCUAGUUUGGUUCAUCAUAUGAGCUUGCCAAAAACGUCUUCUGAAAUGUUAACUGCUGAAAAGUACUUGCGAUUUGAACAAGAUGACAAUGUCGUCCCUUGCAAGACACGUGCCAAAAGAGGAUUCGCUACACACCCACGAAGCAUUGCAGAGAGGGUGAGAAGAACCAGAAUAAGUGCUAGAAUGAAGAAACUACAAGAGCUUUUCCCUACCAUCGACAAGAACACAAGCACAGCAGACAUGUUAGAUUUAUCUGUUCAGUACAUUAAAGAUCUUCAAAAAGAUUUGCAGACUCUCAAAGACGCUCGGUCAAGGUGCAAAUGCUCAAGUACUGAAUGACGGACAUGUUCAUUGAUCACAUAACUUGCUUUAUGUUAUGUCUUACUAUCGAAGAAGAUGAAAACAGGUCCAAAGGACUGCGAUUCUGCGAAGCUGGCCGUUUGUAUAUGAACACACUAGUUUAAACCUUUAUGGCAUUAUAAAUUCGAGAUUUUCAUUUUGUUUGGGUGGCAAUAAGUCACGAUUAGUUUAUAAGUCCUGUUUAUAAGGAAGUUUUCUUUUAAUCCUUUUUAGUACACGAUGUUGUUUGAUUUUGUUUAUUAGAUCAAACAUUAUAGGGAUAAUUAGUUCAGAAUGAAUUAAACUUUUAUCUUCUUAUUA
Molecule: messenger RNA, 1807 nt
Organism: Erigeron canadensis
Lineage: Eukaryota; Viridiplantae; Streptophyta; Magnoliopsida; Asterales; Asteraceae
Product: transcription factor bHLH130-like
Exons: 6
Coding region: 179-1486 (435 amino acids)
Biological process (GO): regulation of transcription by RNA polymerase II
Cellular component (GO): nucleus
Molecular function (GO): RNA polymerase II cis-regulatory region sequence-specific DNA binding; DNA-binding transcription factor activity, RNA polymerase II-specific; protein dimerization activity
Source: RefSeq, a predicted model, not a curated record